CCGCCUCUACUGCAGUCGUUCCAGAAGUAGCUGUGACCUUCCGCCAAGUUUUCGCCACUUCGAGGAGGGGGAGGGGACCGGAGUAAUCUCCGCGAUUUCAGGCGAGGUGGGCUUUGAUGACUAGAAAGCAAUACCCGUGAUUAUAAGUUGUGAACUCUAUAUUAAAAAAGACAUGGAAGCACAUACAUCUGUUGACAUGUUUGCAAAAGUCCUGGAGAAUCAAUUGCUUCAGACAACCAGCAUUGUGGAACAGCAGCUGGACGCUGAGAUUCAAAAAUUGGAUCAGAUGGAUGAGGAUGAUUUGGAGCGCCUUAAAGAAAAGAGACUCGAAGCACUAAAGAAAGCACAACAGCAGAAACAAGAAUGGCUUUCAAAAGGACAUGGUGAAUACAGAGAACUUCCUAGUGAGAGAGAGUUUUUUCAGGAAGUCAAGGAAAGUAAAAAAGUAGUUUGCCAUUUCUACAGAGAUUCCACAUUCAGAUGUAAAAUACUAGAUAAACAUUUGGCAUUAUUGGCCAAGAAGCAUUUGGAGACCAAAUUCCUGAAACUAAACGUGGAAAAAGCACCUUUCCUGUGUGAAAGACUUCGUAUCAAAGUUAUUCCCACCCUAGCUCUGGUGAAUGAUGGGAAAACAAAAGAUUAUGUAGUAGGUUUUACUGAACUAGGGAAUACUGAUGACUUCACCACAGAAACUUUAGAAUGGAGACUUGGCUGUUCUGAUAUUAUUAAUUACAGUGGAAAUUUGAUGGAACCACCAUUUCAAAGCCAAAAGAAAUUUGGAACCAACUUCACAAAGUUAGAAAAGAAAGCCAUCCGAGGAAAGAUAUAUGAUUCUUCUGACUCUGAUGAUGACUAGAACUCUGCCAUAAAUCUUUGUAAAUCAUCUUUUGUUUCUGUGUAAUUCAAUUCUAGGAAUGUUUUCUAACACCUAUUAUUUUCAAUACAUUUGAACAUAAUGCUCAUUUUCUAUAAAGUUUUAUACAACUGGAUCAUGGAAGACAUCUUAAAUGUUUUCUUUUUGGAGAUCAUUUUGAGGCUGAAGAGAAUAUCUGAGCACUUUGGGAUUUAAUAGUUGAAAGUGACUGAAUUUUUUGUUUCUGAGAUCAAGAUUUAUUUCCAAAUGAGUUUUCUGUAACCUACAUCUAAAUGUGUUUAUACCAUUCAUUAUUAAUUUCAAACUAGCCUCAUGGGGAACAAGUCCAGGAGUAGCUUUUAAAUAGCGUUCUUUACUUUGUAGAGCCAUCUAUACAUACUCCAGGCAUUGACUCGUCACCAUUGCACUCUUCAUUUAUGAAGACUCUUUCACUUCUGGGACAUUCCAAAUCGGCUGUCUAAAAACUGCCUGUUUAUCAAACCCUUAGCUCUGUGUGGGAAAAUUGAUUUUGACUGAUGACAAAUGGGAAAAUAUUGCCUUAUUCAAAAGAUUAGAUUUUGUCAUUUUAGCUUCCUUUUGUAUGUUUUGAGACAAAUUAAAAUGUGAUCAAGUUAUUUGGUAAUCAGCAUAUAGAAAAAAUAAUUCGGCAAGAGCAUUUGAAUAGGAUUCCCCUCAAGUAAUAAAACCCUGGCACAGCCUCCUUCUCCCCUUUGAUCCUUUAUCCCAAAACACACAGGGCAGUGAAUGGCUUUGCCAGGGGCAGUCUUGCAAUGCACGAUAAGAUCAUACAUUUGAAGAGCCACAAGGCCAUCUAGCCCCAACCCCUUCUUUGAUAGAUGAAACAACAGACGUAUAAGUGACUUGUCCCAGGUCACAUAUAGUAUGUAGAGUAUGUGAAAGAGAUGAGAUUUGAAACCAUAUCCUCUGGUUUCAAGUUCAGUGUCCAGAAUGGUCCCAAAUUGCUUCUCAAAAAACACCUUAAGUCAGUUCUUUGACAUUUCUUUUUUUUUUUUUAACCCUUACCUUCUCUCUUGGAAUCAAUACUGUGUAUGGGCUCCAAGGCAGAAUAGUGGUAAAGGCAAGGCAAUGGGGUUUGAGUGACUUGCCCAGGGUCACACAGCUGGGAAGUGUCUAAGGUCAGAUUUGAACCCAGGACCUCCCAUCUCUAGGCCUGGCUCUCAAUCCACUGAGCUACCCAGCUGUCCCCAUCUUUGAUAUUUCUUAACAUCAUUACUUGGGACUUUUAUUUGACAUCAGUAAGAGAAAUAAAGUAAUCUAUGCUAGUGUUCAAUGUCAUGGUUUUUAACAUCUGCUCUUUAGAGCAGUACUUUGCCUUUCUUGAAGGAGCUUUUGGGGACCAGGCAUGGAUCCUGAAGUUCAAGUGCUUAGUUAUCUCAUAUGAUUGUAGACUGAGGAGGUAGUUAGCAGGUUUUCCAGAAGCAGCUCUAAACAAGUUUGAAUCUGCUCCUGGAACUCAGCCUGACACUUUAGCCUUUCUAUCAUACCAUAGAUUCCCUGCCCUGUCCCGAGAGACAAGUUUUCAUUUAAGCCCACUAAUGCUGUAGCCACACAUUUUUCUCUACUAAUUAAUGGGAAAUAAAUUGAGCUUUAAAAAGGCAAAA
Molecule: messenger RNA, 2496 nt
Organism: Monodelphis domestica (gray short-tailed opossum)
Lineage: Eukaryota; Metazoa; Chordata; Mammalia; Didelphimorphia; Didelphidae
Gene: TXNDC9
Product: thioredoxin domain containing 9
Source: RefSeq, a predicted model, not a curated record